UCUUUAUUUCAUCUGUGUGUAGUACAAAGUCACGAACCGUCUCUUCAAAUGCAACCACCCCAAUUGCCCAAUUGACUAUGAUUCAUUUCAUUCUAUAUAAACUCAACUUCAAAUUCUCAAAAACCAUGACAUUGGGAUUGCAACCCAUUUUUCCCAAUGUCUCGCUUUUACAGCAUCUUCUUCUUUUUCAUUCUCUUCUUUCUCUUCCUCUUUUCUGUUUCAGCCCACAGCGGCCACCACGACGACGGAGAUGGCGACGGUGACUCCGGCGGAGAUGGUGAUUCUCCCGACCUCCGUGCAAGGCCCUUGAUUCUGGCCAAGAUUUGGUGCCUGAUUGUGAUUUUUGUUGCCACUUUUGUGUCUGGGGUUUCGCCCUAUGUGUUGAAAUGGAACGAGGGGUUUUUGGUUUUUGGGACCCAGUUUGCGGGUGGGGUGUUUCUAGGAACUGCUAUGAUGCAUUUUCUCAGUGAUGCUAAUGAGACUUUUGCGGAUUUGACAAAAAAAGAGUACCCUUUUGCGUUCAUGUUGGCGUGUAUGGGUUAUUUGAUAACCAUGCUUUUGGAUUGUUUGAUUUCGUCGAUUUUGUUGAAGCUGAGAAGGAAUAAGCCUGUUAAUGGAGUUGAUGCUGAGCUUCAAGGGGCUGAAACGGGCAAAGGAAGUGGCAAUGGUGUUACUUCCCAGUCACAAUACCAGGGCCAAGCUGUUACCAAUCACCACUUUGCAGACCCUGCUCUUGCAUCGCUCAGUUCAAUUGGAGAUUCCAUCUUAUUGAUUGUUGCCCUUUGUGCUCAUUCUGUGUUUGAGGGCUUAGCAAUUGGAGUUGCUGAGACAAAAGAAGAUGCUUGGAAAGCUUUAUGGACAAUUUGUCUGCACAAGAUAUUUGCAGCCAUUGCCAUGGGUAUUGCUCUUCUUAGGAUGAUGCCUAAUCGGCCACUAAUAUCAUGUGCAGUCUAUGCUUUUGCCUUUGCCAUUUCUAGUCCGAUUGGUGUAGCCAUUGGAAUUGUAUUAGAUGCAACCACACAAGGUGUUGUGGCUGAUUGGAUCUUUGCUAUAUCAAUGGGUUUAGCUUGUGGAGUGUUUAUCUAUGUAUCAAUAAACCAUCUAUUGGCAAAGGGAUAUGUACCCCGCAGACCAAUGAAGGUCGACUCAUCAUAUUUCAAGUUUCUUGCGGUGUUUUUGGGCAUUGGAGUAAUAGCGGUUGUGAUGAUUUGGGACACCUAAGGUCGUUCAGAAACUAAGAUGCAUGAUAGUAGCUUGGUUGUAAGAUAAUUUCUCUUUCAGCCUAAGCAAAUUUUUUUUUCUUUUUUAAAUUGCCUCUACUUAUAAUUUGAUAAUAUUAUGAGUUUUGUAAGAAUGAGCUUGUUUUAUAAAGAAUGAUAGUUCAAAGUUUUUCACUUAUGUUCUUGUUCAUUAGAAAUAGAGUGGACACUGUCAGUAGGAAAAAAGGGGCCCCAUUGAGACCAUGUUCCACCCUUCAAUUUGGAGAGCAUAUUUAGUGCUCUUGGAGCUCACUACAUUCAGUGAGGCGGAGGAGUGAGAGGGAGAGAGAGAGAGAAAGCUGAUGAGAGAAGAGAAGAAAGAGAUUAAAUUUUUUUCAAGCCAAGUGUCAAAUUUUCAAUUGAAGAACCAUGAUGGUCCAGGUGCACUAUACAUUUUUUCCUCAAUUUGGAGAUAGAAAUUAACAUGUUGAUGCCCUAGACACGCUUCAAUAUACUCCUUUUGCUUUUACAUUAUCAAUAUCCAUGAACAACCGCAUACUUUUCUAUUACGUUUCCAAGUCCUAGUUGCACAUUGUGAGCCAUAUAUUUUUCUUCGUGGCUGACUUUUUUAGACAUGGGUAGUCACGGUUGAAAAUGGAAAUGCUCAAUUAGUCCGAACACUGAGGAUUUAUAUAUGAUUGGUGGUUGGAAACUUGGAACUAUGAAUUGCAGAAUCACAAUCUUGCAAGUGUCAUGUUUUGUAGAUAGAAAUUUAUAGUGUAUUACGAAUGUAACUCAUCCUUAUGCAUUCAUAAAAUUCAAUUCGAAAUAUUAACUCUUUUCUUAUUCAUGAUCUUGCAAUAGUUGUCUGAGCAUGUGAAAGAUCUUAG
Molecule: messenger RNA, 2089 nt
Organism: Gastrolobium bilobum
Lineage: Eukaryota; Viridiplantae; Streptophyta; Magnoliopsida; Fabales; Fabaceae
Product: zinc transporter 11
Exons: 3
Coding region: 157-1221 (354 amino acids)
Biological process (GO): zinc ion transmembrane transport
Cellular component (GO): membrane
Molecular function (GO): zinc ion transmembrane transporter activity
Source: RefSeq, a predicted model, not a curated record